Messenger RNA from Arvicanthis niloticus (Nile rat), 1067 nucleotides. RefSeq names its product mitochondrial inner membrane protein MPV17 (gene Mpv17). Gene Ontology annotation, cellular component: cytoplasm; membrane; mitochondrion. The record is from RefSeq and is a predicted model, not a curated record. Gene Ontology annotation, biological process: regulation of mitochondrial DNA metabolic process. Gene Ontology annotation, molecular function: channel activity. NCBI's taxonomy places the organism in Eukaryota, Metazoa, Chordata, Mammalia, Rodentia, Muridae.
GCCGGGCCGCAGGCGGACGGAAGAGGCGGUGCUCGAUACGGAAGUCCCUGGGCCAGCUUCAGUCACGUAAGAGAAGGUUCCACACAGAGCUGCCACUCAGGAGGCAUGGCACUCUGGCGAGCAUACCAGAGGGCCCUGGCUGCACAUCCGUGGAAAGUCCAGGUUCUGACAGCUGGGUCACUGAUGGGCGUAGGUGACAUUAUCUCACAGCAACUGGUGGAGAGGCGGGGUCUCCAGCAACACCAGAUAGGCCGAACCCUGACCAUGGUAUCCCUGGGCUGCGGCUUUGUGGGCCCCGUAGUUGGAGGCUGGUACAAAGUUUUGGACCACUUAAUCCCAGGAACCACAAAGGUGGAUGCAGUGAAGAAGAUGUUGCUAGAUCAGGGGGGCUUUGCCCCGUGUUUCCUAGGCUGCUUUCUCCCGCUGGUAGGGAUACUCAAUGGAAUGUCAGCCCAGGACAACUGGGCCAAACUGAAGCGGGACUACCCUGAUGCCCUCAUCACCAACUACUAUCUCUGGCCUGCUGUACAGUUAGCCAACUUCUACCUGGUCCCCCUGCAUUACAGGUUGGCUGUUGUCCAGUGUGUUGCUGUUGUCUGGAACUCCUACCUAUCCUGGAAGGCACAUCAGCUCUAAGCCUGCCUUGUUCCAUGGUUUGCACCUUAUACUGAUGCACUGUGGCCCUGGAAUGCUUGGACAGCUUUCUCAAAUUGAGCACAUCAAGACUGUCUGCUCUAUGGAGGACCUAAGUUUGGUUCCAAGCACCCACAUUGGGUGGCUCACAACUCCCUGUGUCUUAAGUUCCAGGAGAUCUGAUGUCCUCUUCUGGCCUCUGCAGCACCUGCACUCACAUGUAUAUAUCCGUGCAUAGAUAUGUAUUUGUAAUUAAGCACACAAUGAAAUCUGAUAAAGGAGGCAAUGUGUCGGUUUCCAUGAUAUAGGGUUGCUGAUCAGAAUAAGGUGACCACUCUGAAGUGGCACAUUUCACUCUAGUCACUAAGACCUUUAUAAUAUUGCUGUCCCUCUGGCACUUAGCUGAUGGGGACACACUAUAAGAAUUGUGUCCU